Verticillium nonalfalfae is the source of this 1995-nucleotide messenger RNA. RefSeq lists its product as uncharacterized. The transcript is spliced from 2 exons. Gene Ontology annotation, molecular function: hydrolase activity, hydrolyzing O-glycosyl compounds; carbohydrate binding. The record is from RefSeq and is a predicted model, not a curated record. Bases 1 to 1995 code for a protein of 664 amino acids. Gene Ontology annotation, biological process: carbohydrate metabolic process. Lineage: Eukaryota; Fungi; Ascomycota; Sordariomycetes; Glomerellales; Plectosphaerellaceae.
AUGCUAUACGAACAAGACGGGCGUCUAGUAUAUUCCUAUGAUGGAGAGAAGCUCUGGAUCGAGCCCUGGUCUGCCAAUGCUUUCCGCGUACGAGCCACCAAGUUCUCUACGAUGCCGACCGAGAACUGGGCCCUUCAAGAGCCUCUCAAGACCGGAUCCCAGCCAACGAUCUCGAUUUCAAAGGAACAGGCCACCAUCAAGAACGGCAACAUAAAAGCUGUUGUCACGAACCGCGGCAAAGUCACCUUCUAUAACGCCACCGGAGCCGUUGUCCUCGAAGAAUACGCGCGUAACCGCCGCGAUAUACUCGACCCAAACUGCAGCGCCAUUGAAAUCGAGGCGCGCGAGUUCAAGCCCAUCAGAGGCGGCGACUUUCACCUGACGAUGCGCUUCGAGAGUCUCGAUCCCAAGGAGAAGAUAUUCGGCAUGGGCCAGUACCAGCAGCCGUACCUCGAUCUCAAAGGCCUCGACCUAGAGAUGGCGCAGCGAAACUCACAGGCCAGUGUACCCUUUGCCCUGUCCUCGCUCGGCUACGGCUUUCUCUGGAACAAUCCGGCCAUAGGGCGGGCCGUGUUCGGUAAGAAUGUCACCAGCUUCGAGGGCUAUGCUACCAAGGCAUUGGACUACUGGGUUGUCGUCGGAGACACACCGGCAGAGAUCUCAGAGUCUUAUGCCCGGGCGACUGGGACGGUUCCAAUGAUGCCGGAAUAUGGACUGGGGUUCUGGCAGUGUAAACUGCGGUACGAGACGCAAGAGGAGGUCUUGGAGGUGGCGCGGGAGUAUAGGCGGCGAGAACUGCCUAUCGAUCUGAUUGUUAUCGACUUUUUCCAUUGGCCUAUGCAAGGUGAAUGGAAAUUUGACAGUGCCCAUUUCCCUGAUCCAGACGCAAUGGUUCGAGAGCUUCGCGAGCUGAAGAUUGAGCUCAUGGUCUCCAUUUGGCCUACUGUGGACAAACGCUCGCAAAACUACCAAGAAAUGAUGGAGCGUGGCUACUUGGUUCGCACCGAGCGCGGCAUUCGCACCAAUUUCGAUUUUGGCGGGGAAACCGUCUAUUACGAUUCAACCAAUCCAGAUGCCCGCCAAUACGUUUGGGACAAGGCAAAGCAGCAUUACUAUGCCAAAGGAAUCAAGGUAUUCUGGCUAGAUGAAGCCGAACCCGAGUACUCUGUCUAUGACUUUGAUAACUAUCGAUACCACGCUGGACCGACUCUGAGCGUCGGGAACAUCUACCCUCGGGAUUACGCCAGGACAUUCUACGAGGGAAUGGAACAAGAGGGGCAGACCAACAUCGUAAACCUUCUUCGUUGCGCCUGGGCCGGCAGUCAAAAGUAUGGCGCCCUUGUUUGGAGCGGCGACAUAGCUUCUUCCUGGGCGAGCUUCAGAAACCAGCUGGCAGCUGGCCUCAACAUGGGCAUUGCGGGCCUGCCAUGGUGGACGACGGAUAUUGGCGGGUUCCAUGGGGGCAACCCAGAUGACGAGGCUUUCCGCGAGCUUUUCGUGCGCUGGUUUCAAUGGGGAACAUUCUGCCCCGUCAUGAGACUGCAUGGCGAUCGAGAGCCGAAGAAGGGGACCGGCGAAGCCUCGCGCAGCGGUGCGCCGAACGAAGUGUGGUCGUAUGGCCCGGAAGUCUACGAAAUCUGCCGCAAAUAUUUGCGCAUCCGGGAAGACAUGCGCUCUUACACGAGGCAAUUGAUGAAGGACGCUCAUGAGAAGGGAUCACCAGUCAUGAGACCCUUGUUCUGGGAAUUCCCCGCAGAUCAGGAGAGCUGGGAGGUCGAAGAUCAAUACAUGUAUGGCGACAGGUACCUUUGCUGUCCCGUUUUGAAGCCUGGCGCCAGAGAUAGAGAGUUAUAUCUUCCCCGGCUUCCAGAGGUUGAGGAGUGGGCUCCAUUCUCCCCCGAAACUGGUGGUCAGUCUUAUGGGGGAGCCCAAAAGAUUAAGGUGGAUUGUCCAUUGGAAUCGAUGCCAGUCUUCGUCCGGCGCGAAAAGCUUUGA